AUUUAUGUAGUGAUGACUGCGUCCCACAGAAUGAACAUCGUUGUCAUAAACGUGACCACAUGCUGUCGUGUUGGGACGCUGAAACAUGUCAGCUCGAAUGUAAAUACACAUGGAACGAUGAUAAAACGGUGGGACCAGGUUGCGACGAUGACGGCGAAAAAUGUCAUGAUCAGUGUUUGGGUGGAUGCUCAUCACCUGAUGAUCCGAGUGCUUGCCAUUUCUGCAAAAAUGUCGUCUAUCAGGGUAUAUGCAUGGACAAAUGUCCAACUGGCUUAAGAUGUGUAACGAUUGAAGAAUGUCGAAAUAUAUCAGCACCAGUAACGAUGGAAAGUACUAAGAAACGGAUGCUAAUAGUUGAAAAUAUGUGCCGUGUUGAUUGUCCAUUUGGGCAGGAAAUUGACCCGACCACUUCAUCACAUUGUAUUAAAUGUGAAGGCUAUUGUCCAGUGAAAUGCAAAGGCGGUACCAUCGAUUCUUUUGCACGCGUCAACGAUUAUUUGUUUAAAAAAUGCAACGUUAUUGAAGGUUAUCUAGAAAUCGAAUUAAGAAAAGGCUUAGAUGCAGCAGGGAUGGAAAAAAUAAGCGAAGCAUUGGGCUAUAUUGAAGUUAUUGAAGGCUAUCUGUUGAUUGAUUUCAGUAUAUCAUUUAUUUCUUUGCACAUGUUCAAACGAUUGCGAUUAAUCAAGGGAAACAUACUUUAUCGAGAUCGAUAUGCGCUUGCAAUAUUUGAAAAUGCCAAUUUGCGUCAAAUAUUUGAUAUUGAAAAACGGCCGUUGACCCUCGGAAAUGGUACAGUGUUGUUCCAAAAUAAUCGCAUGUUAUGCUACAAUCGCAUAAAAGCACUUAUCGAUUAUGCGGGCCUUACUGACGUGAAAGAAAACGAUGUGUCAUAUUACAGCAAUGGUGAUCGGGCAGUGUGUGACGAAACGACAUUUGAAGUUCAAACUGAAGAUAUUCAUAGUUUUGGUUUCAUGAUAUCUUGGGUUGCUUUUAAUACGACUGAUAUGGAUCAUCGGAAAUUCUUAGGAUAUCAGGUAUUUUAUAAAAAAGUGGAUGGUCCUGAUCCUUCACUGAGCAUUGAUGAUGAUCGCUCAGCAUGCAGCGAUUCGUGGCAGAUGCAUUUUGAGCCAGAGAAAGGAAAUGGUAAUGAAGGUUUGAAUCGAGGAGCUGGUAUUUUUGCUGUAGAAUCUAAUACGUGGUACGCAUAUUAUGUUCAAACUAAACUUAUUAAUCACCCUGGUGCACGAAAUGCCAUUUCCAAGAUUCACUUUUUGAAGACACUCUUCUCCACUCCCGAUCCACCAAAAGAUGUCGUUGGCAAGUCUCUCAUUAUGAAACCUGAUCAAAUUGAUUUGGCUUGGGAGCCACCAGAGCGACCAAAUGGUGAUAUCACACAUUACGUUGUCAAGUGGCAAGUAUUAGGUGAUGAUCCAUCGACAAUAUCAGGAAAUGUUUGUGAUGAUAAAGCUGGUACGGGAUUGCGACAUCACAAGGAUAUAAAUGAUCGAUUCACACAUACUUCGCCUGCACAACAAUCUUGCUCAAAAGCUGGAUGCUGCGAAUGCCGAUCACUUAAGCAACAACAGACAAAUCCAAACGAUAUAUUUCUGGAGGAUGAAAGAGCUAAUGAAGCCGAUUUUGAAAAUGCUGUGCAGAAUUUGGUCUUCGUGCAACAAGACUCAAAGAAAAGUUUAACUGACAAAUCACGAAUUCAUCGCAAUCGUCGAUCAAUCCUGAAAGAUUACAAUGAACCAAAUGAGAAGCAGUAUGGUGACGAAAGGUUUAUAUUUAUAACACAAAAUGAAGUGAAUGAAACUACGAGUUUGUAUCGAUCAGAAAUGGAUAUUGGGACCCAUAAAAUUAACGUCACUACACGUCGUUUAUCUAUCGUUGGCCUACGGCAUUACACACAAUACCAGAUAUGGAUUUAUGCAUGUCAAAAUAUAUCGGCUCCAGGUGGUGCGUACUGCUCACAGCGACCUGGUUGGAUGGUCGUACGCACAGCACCAAUCGCAUCAAAUGAUUUGGUUGACAAUAGAACUAUCAAGGUUAUUAAUUCAACAUCGUUCAAACAAGACCCUCGCAGUCGUAAAAUAACCUGGCAGGAACCGUCAAAUCCAAAUGGCAUGAUACUUGCAUAUCGAGUUACUGUAGUGGCUGAAAAUCUUGCCCAAACACCAAUAAGUCAGUGCGUUAAAGCAAGUAAUUUUCGUGAACGAGAAGGUGUGGUGUUCAGUGGAUUAGCUGAGGGUGAAUAUCUGGUGCAAGUGGAAACAAUAUCUUUGGCUUCUCUCUCAUUUCAUGCCAUCAAGGAAACAGCCGUGGCACAUACAUUAUUCAGGAUUGUGAAACCGACAUUUUUUACAACAACAGUAGUUUCAUUUAUCGCUGUGAUUGUUCUUCUUGUAUUAUCCAUUGGUUCCUUAGCUGCAUACUAUAUAUCCAGGAAAAUAUUAGGAGAAAAGGUUCGUGAAUACGUGCGGCAACAAAUUUCGGCAAAUCCUGAAUAUCUCAGCCAAAUGGAUGUUUAUAAACCGGAUGAAUGGGAAUUGAAACGAAAUACAAUUCAUUUGGAAGAAGAAAUCGGCAGAGGGACUUUCGGAAAGGUAUAUCGUGGAUACGGUGACAACUGUAAAUCAUAUUUGGGUGCUACUUUCGGCGAGUGUGCAAUCAAAACAGUAUCCGAAACAGCGAAUAGUGCGGAGCGUCUUCACUUUCUUAUCGAAGCAAGCGUUAUGAAACAGUUCAAUACGCCUUUUAUCGUUAAACUUUAUGGCGUUGUUUCUGAUGGUCAACCUGUCCUCGUCGUGAUGGAAAUGAUGAAAAAGGGUAAUCUACGUGAUUAUCUACGGUCUAGACGACCAAAUGCUGAGGAAAAUAUUCAUGGUCUGCAAGUACCAAGUGCAGUCGACUUUUUCCGUUGGGCUUCACAGGUUGCUGAUGGAAUGGCUUACCUGGAAUCAUUGAAAUUCUGCCACCGUGACUUAGCUGCUAGAAAUUGCAUGGUGAGUGAAUUUGAUACGGUGAAGAUAGGUGAUUUUGGUAUGGCAAGGGAUAUCUAUUAUCAUGAAUAUUAUAAACCAGCAGGAAAACGUUUGAUGCCAGUACGAUGGAUGGCACCAGAAUCAUUGAUGGAUGGUAAAUUCACCAUGAAGUCAGAUGUCUGGUCUUAUGGUAUUACACUUUACGAAAUGCUUACAUUGGCUCAACAACCAUAUUUGGGUUUAGCUAAUGAAAGUGUUUUUGAUUAUAUUGGUGUGAAGAAAAAAAUAUUGGCCAGACCAACUGGUUGUCCGGACUUUUGGUAUGAAUUGAUGAAACGGUGUUGGAAAUACGAUCCGCGUGAACGUCCCACUUUCGCCCAAAUUGUUGGAAUUCUGUUGAGACACGCUGAAGAUGGAGCGCUUAAUUUUCCCGAUGAUGAAUUUCGCGAGAUGUCAUUCGUGUUGUCCAAUGAAAUAAAUAUAGAUGAUUAUCUAGAUGAAGAGUUAUUCCCAGUUAGUGAUAACACUGGGCUUAUGCGAACUACUAGUGCGGGAUGUGUUGAUGAGAGCGAGACUUCAUUCAUUAACAGACCGGAUAAGCAGCGAUUAAAUCAUUCCAACAGUAGUGGAAACAUUUGUUAUUUACCAAGUAAUAAUGAAGCAAAUGUUCAAACGAAGCCAUUAUGCUUCUCGAACCGACGUAAUGGUACCUCGUCAUGGCGACGAAGUAUUGGCAGUUCUGGUCAUUCCCAGAGCAGCAGACGUAAAUCAGAAACUGACAUUAGCUUAACACGGUUCGAUAGAAACGAGGAUGAAUUUUAA
Messenger RNA from Acanthocheilonema viteae, 3806 nucleotides. NCBI's taxonomy places the organism in Eukaryota, Metazoa, Nematoda, Chromadorea, Rhabditida, Onchocercidae. The record is from the annotation of a GenBank genome assembly.